AUGUUCUCAAAGCUCGAUUGGCGUAGAGCACGAGGGCCACGCAUUGUAUCUGACGGUAGGAGGGCACCUCCGGGUGUUCAAUGGUUUGCUACUGCCCGCCUCAAGCCGGGCAGCCCCUGGUCAAAUUGGUGCCAACCCGCCAAAAACCCGCCUGCGUCUGGCCGUGGUCGCAGGUGCGUAUCCAAUUACGGUCGCAAAACAUAUGAUACUUGUUCCAGAACCUCAAAGUCUGCGUGUGACGGCCUUCAAGCAGAUCCCAAUCUGUCUCUGCAAUCACAUUCCCGAGCUGGAUCUGCUCUCCACUGCCUUGUGGUUCAGGCUAUUGAGUCAAAGGCUCCGGGCGGAGUCCCUCAAGCAAACCUCCAAACCACCCACUGCCUUGUGGGUCAGGCUAUUGAGCCAAAGGCUCCGGGUGGAGUCCCUCAAGCAAACCUCCAAAUCACCCACUGCCUUGUGGGUCAGGCUAUUGAGCCAAAGGCUCUGGGUGGAGUCCCUCAAGCUAACCUCCGAAGCACAACGACCACCUCGCGUGCGGUUGCCCACCAAUGCAAUCGUAUGCCUGCGCGCAAAGCACUCAGCAUCACGUGCUGGAACGUGCGCACACUACUGGAGCGGAACUCGAGUGUACACCGUUUGGGACACACUGCACUGAUCGCGAUGGAGCUGGCGCGCUACAGCAUCAAUAUUGCGGCGCUCAAUGAGUCCCGGCUCGCUGAGCAAAAUAAGUUGCAUGAGGCUGGUGCUGGCUACACAUUCUAUUGGGUGGGGAACGCCGCCUCAGCACCAAGUGAACAUGGGGUCGGAUUUGCAAUAUCCGAUCGCCUGAAUGGCUAG
This is a messenger RNA of Dicrocoelium dendriticum, 834 nucleotides long. The record is from the annotation of a GenBank genome assembly. Lineage: Eukaryota; Metazoa; Platyhelminthes; Trematoda; Plagiorchiida; Dicrocoeliidae.